Messenger RNA from Pistacia vera, 1823 nucleotides. RefSeq names its product probable magnesium transporter NIPA6. The record is from RefSeq and is a predicted model, not a curated record. Gene Ontology annotation, biological process: magnesium ion transport. Gene Ontology annotation, cellular component: membrane. NCBI's taxonomy places the organism in Eukaryota, Viridiplantae, Streptophyta, Magnoliopsida, Sapindales, Anacardiaceae. The transcript is spliced from 9 exons. Gene Ontology annotation, molecular function: magnesium ion transmembrane transporter activity. Bases 181 to 1218 code for a protein of 345 amino acids.
AAAACAGGAAUUUAAUAGAACUAAAGUAGAGGACUGGCAGGUGGAGGGGAGACGAAUUACGGUCCUAACGACCUCCUUCUCCUUGCCAAUUUCCUGGAAUAAUAAUAAAAUUCCUCUUGAAUCAAUGAAAUCAAAUAUAAUCAAUGAGUGAUGAGUGGCAUUGAAUUAAAAUAGAAAUAGAUGUACUCCAGUAAUCUCAAAGGGUUUUUACUUGCUGUGGUCUCAAGUGCCUUUAUAGGAUCCAGUUUUAUCAUCAAGAAGAAGGGCCUCAGGAAGGCCGGUGUCAACGGUCCCAGUGCUAGUUCUGGAGGAUAUGGUUAUCUGUUAGAGCCGCUAUGGUGGAUCGGCAUGGUUACUAUGAUUGUGGGAGAGAUUGCAAAUUUUGUAGCAUAUAUUUAUGCGCCUGCCGCUCUAGUUACUCCGCUUGGUGCACUGAGUAUCAUUGUUAGUGCUGUUUUAGCGCAUCUCUUAUUGAAGGAGAAGUUACAGAAAAUGGGAAUGUUGGGGUGUCUUUUAUGUGUAGUGGGUUCUGUAGUGAUUGUGCUUCAUGCUCCGCAAGAGGAAUCUAUUGAUUCAGUUGAGGAAAUCUGGGAACUAGCUACACAACCUGCAUUUCUUUUGUAUGUGGGCUCAGUAGUAGCUGUAGCAUUGGUAUUGAUCUUGUAUUGUGCUCCUCGAUAUGGCCAAACCAACAUAAUGAUCUAUAUAGGAAUUUGCUCUGUAAUUGGGUCGUUGACGGUUAUGAGUGUUAAAGCCAUUGGCAUUGCAAUAAAGUUAACAUUAGAGGGAAUAAACCAAGCCAAAUAUUUUCAGACAUGGAUUUUUGCAAUGGUUGCAAUUACCUGUAUCAUCACACAAUUAAACUAUCUAAACAUGGCAUUGGAUACUUUCAACACAGCAGUUGUUUCUCCUAUAUAUUACGCUAUGUUCACAUCUUUUACAAUAUUCGCCAGUGCAAUAAUGUUUAAGGAUUAUUCUGGUCAAAGUGCAAGUAGCAUAGCAUCAGAGCUUUGUGGGUUUAUCACUGUGUUAUCGGGAACUACUGUAUUGCAUAGCACAAGAGAGCCAGAUCCACCUUUUAUUACAGAUCUUUAUACUCCAUUAUCUCCGAAAGUAUCAUGGUACAUCCAAGGCAAUGGGGAAGUCUGUAAGCAGAAGGAUGAAGAUGGGUCACCUCCUAGUUUUGUCACAAUUCUCCGGCAAGACUAUUUCAAGUAAAAGAAAUAUGCAUGGGACAUGAAAAUUUUGUGCUUGGGCCCAUCAAAAUACAGCUGGAGAAUUCUUAUAUGAUUGUGCAGGCGGAAUAUGUGGUAAUAUUUUGUCCACAAAUUUUCUUAUCCUUCUUCCUUUUCAUCAUCGUGUCAGAUCAAAUUAUCUGAGUCAUUUGGUGCAAAGUCGUGUAGCUAUAGGGAGUUAUUUGUUCAGCUUAUUAAUUUUCAUUUUAUUUUUUAACACCUCUUGACACUCCAUUUUUGCGACUUGUAGCUACAUCUUAUUUCUUUGUAGAAACAAAGUGCGGGCUUGGAAUACACUAAUCCAUGUAGGUCAGUGUUUGUAAUAUCAUUUUUUGCAUCUCAUCUGGAAGAAAUUGGUAAAAUACUGUAUCUUUUUGGUAAAUUCGGUAUUGAUUGAUAAGAUCUCUGUUAGGGUGAGACUGGUUCCCAGAAAUGAAGAAAGUUGUCCAACUGUGACUUGUCUGUUAUCAGGCUAUUUCUUUCUCAACGGGGCAUGUCCUAUAUUAGAAUCAUAUUAUGAUACGAAUUCAGUACGUUAUAAUUGUGAGAGUUGUAAUAUUGCAAUUCCUAUUAAUUUUUUUUAUUUUU